AAGCACAUCGACAACACACGGUCCAAGCACAUCGACACACACGAGCACAGAAGAGAAACGGGCACACGCAACUGAUCAAGGCAACCAAUAUUCACCGUCGGCAAUGGGCGACCUGAUCCCUGGGCUGCCGGAUGAAGUGGCCAGGGAGUGCCUCGUCCGGGUGGGCUUCGACCAGCUGCCGGUGGUGCGCCGCAUCUCGCGCCAGUGGAAGUCGGAGGUGGAGUCGCCGGACUACCACCGCCAGCGCCGGGCGGAGGGGCUGGCGCGCCCGGUGCUCGCGCUGGUCCAGGCGCAGCCGACAGCGCCGCCGGAUGACGACGACGACGCCGGCCCCGCGCACAAGCGCUCGACGGCGGCCAACUCGUACCGGCUGGUGCUGCUGGAACCGGCCGAGGGACGGUGGACGCCGCUGCCGCCCCCGCCUGGGCCAAGCCAGAGCCUGCCUCUGUUCUGCCAGGUGGCCGCCGCCGUGGACGGCGGCGGGCAGGGGAGGAAGAGGCUGCUGGUGGUGGUCGGCGGCUGGGACCCGGAGACGUGGGCGCCGACGGACGCGGUGCUCGUCUACGACUUCCUGUCGGGCGCGUGGCGGCGCGGCGCGCCCAUGCCCGGCCCGCGCAGGUCCUUCUUCGCCUGCGCGGCCGUGGGCGGCGCCGUGUACGUGGCCGGCGGCCACGACGCCGAGAAGAACGCGCUGCGCUCGGCGCUGGCCUACGACCCGGGCGCCGACGCGUGGGCGGGGCUCCCGGACAUGGCGGAGGAGCGCGACGAGCCGCGCGGGCUCUGCGUCGCCGGACGCUUCGUCGUCGUCGGCGGGUACCCGACGCGGGCGCAGGGCCGCUUCGUCGCCUCCGCGGAGUCCUUCGACCCGGCGGCGGCGGCGUCGCCCGCCUGGGGCUGGGCGCCCGUCCACGACCGCCUGCUGCCCGAGGACGGCGCGUGCCCGAGGACCUGCUGCGCCGCGCCGCGGUCCGUCGGCCGCAUGUACAUGCUCCGCGACGGGCACCUCGUGGCGCGCGACGGCGCCGCGGCGUGGCGCCCCGUGGCGCGGGUGCCAGACGACGCGCUCACCGCGCCGGCCGUCUCCGCCUUCCCUGACGGCCGCGUCGUGGUCGUUGGGUCCGGGUGCCACGGCGGGGACCAGACCGUGUACGUGCUCCGCGAGGAGGGCGGGAGACCUGCGUCCUGGUCGCGCGCGCCGCCGCCGCCGCCGGAGUUCGCCGGGCACGUGCAGGCCUCCUGCUUCCUUGAACUCUGAACUCUGAAGUGGAGGGUGUGUACCUACACGUACGUGGUGGCUGUGCAUACAUGACGGAACUACGCUACCGUACUUGUUGUGCCACUGCUGCAGUGCUGCUAGUCUGCUACUCAUCACGGUUGUAUAUACUUAGCAAAUAAAUCAUCACGGUUGUAUGUACUUAGCAAAUAAAGCAGCGGAACGGGAAUGAUGUUUAUUAAAGAACAUUUCCAGGCUA
Messenger RNA from Zea mays, 1472 nucleotides. RefSeq names its product F-box/kelch-repeat protein At1g80440-like. Gene Ontology annotation, biological process: regulation of phenylpropanoid metabolic process; negative regulation of cytokinin-activated signaling pathway. Bases 104 to 1255 code for a protein of 383 amino acids. The record is from RefSeq and is marked validated. Gene Ontology annotation, molecular function: protein binding. NCBI's taxonomy places the organism in Eukaryota, Viridiplantae, Streptophyta, Magnoliopsida, Poales, Poaceae. The transcript has a single exon.